This is a messenger RNA of Puccinia graminis f. sp. tritici CRL 75-36-700-3, 496 nucleotides long. RefSeq lists its product as uncharacterized. NCBI's taxonomy places the organism in Eukaryota, Fungi, Basidiomycota, Pucciniomycetes, Pucciniales, Pucciniaceae. Bases 1 to 261 code for a protein of 86 amino acids. The record is from RefSeq and is a predicted model, not a curated record. The transcript is spliced from 2 exons.
AUGGUCUCGGAUUCAGUCAGGAAAUCCCCGCAGACAGUCGAAAAGGUAGCCAAGAUUCCCGCCGUCAUUCGUCUCUUGGAGGGGCUAACUCAUAAGCAUAGUUUUCCGCCCGAUCGCAUCACCUCAGCCGCAAAGGAUCGAAAUCUAACGGUUGAGGAGAUGGGCGGGAAAGCGCAGAUAUUGAACGAGCUGCAAUCAAACCUUUUACCUUCGAUCAGCGAUCAGCUCGGCUCGCUGUUAGGCUCGUUGGACUUGAUAUAGAUUCCGAUAAGAAUCCAGAGCCGGACAUCGACUUGACUCUGGAGAUCUUAUCCAGCCUCGAUCAGACUUUAGAGAGCACUGUAUCCUCUAUCCUCUCCCUCAGCCUCGAAUCACCUCUACCGGACAAGAAUCAUGAUCAGGGAUUGAAGAAGCUGAAGAUGUUUCGAUGUUCAUAUCUACGAGAGAAGAUCGAGAGUUUGAUUGGAGCGACAAUCUAUGACAACUUGUUUUUGAG